This is a messenger RNA of Dichomitus squalens LYAD-421 SS1, 2514 nucleotides long. RefSeq lists its product as uncharacterized. The record is from RefSeq and is a predicted model, not a curated record. The transcript is spliced from 3 exons. Lineage: Eukaryota; Fungi; Basidiomycota; Agaricomycetes; Polyporales; Polyporaceae. Bases 278 to 988 code for a protein of 236 amino acids.
GGUGUGGCUACGCACUUAUACUAGUACGGGGAGAGAGGGCGGAUCUUGAUCCGAUCUAGCGUCAUCCGGCAUCCACCUGCGAUCUCGCGAGCGGACGCGGGCCUGCCUCUCUGUGAGACUCUGUCUAGAACGUCGCUUUAUCGAUGUCGAUGGCUCGUACGAACCCCGUAUACUUGGUGCUUCACCGUCUCCUCUGUUCAGCCGCCGGGUCACCGGACGCGUUCUCAUUCCCUCUCUCUCUCUCCAUCCGCACGGCGCACAGUGCACGAAGACGUCCAUGUCACGACACAGCCGUCCGGACACCGCCAGCUGCGUUCCACAUCCGCCAGCUCUCGAUAGCACGCGUCGCACUGCUGAUGCCUCUGCUGCCGCGAGGAUUCGGGGGUUCAGAUCGUCUUUGGCCAGAUUGCCAUCCGAUAGUCCAUCUGCUGCGAACCUAGCUCGCUGCCAGCCACCCCCGCGUCGUGAUAGAACGAACGGAAGGCCCUGGGAUGACGCGACCCGGACGCCUCGAGACUCGAACGCGAAGGCGCUCGCUUCCUCUUCCUCCACGAUCGCCCUCCGUCCUCCGUACGUACCGUAUCUCGUCCACUUCGAGCGCACAGCGUUCUCUAUAGCACACGUGUGUGCCGCUCGCAUCCGUCGCUGUGCCGUCGUACGUACCUGCAGUCCUUCCCGGCGGCUUGCCAACUGUAUACGCACCACCGCGCGCUGCCGCGAAGAACCACCGUGCAGUUAUCACGCCACCACGCAGCGCAAAAAUGUCUGCAUAUCGAAAGAGGCAUCACGAAUCCGCGCACGAUCGGCCUCUGCGGGUCUUGUGACGCCCCGGGCGCAUACGAGUGUGGCUAGUCGCGGACGCAAGGGUCCGCAUUCGACGUAUGGACGUUCCCCGUGCGAGCAGAAGCCGUCCGUUAUCCCAAGGCCGUAUCCUUGGGUCAGAACUCUAUCAGAACCCGCGUAUCGAUGGCCUGUCGAUGUACGCUGAGAGUGCUAGUGGUCAAUGUCCAAGAGAGCGGGCGGAGGCGUACGGCAGGGAUUGGAAGUCGAGAAGCGGCGUACGAUAUCCCAACAGACACGAUACGGAGAAGCUAAGCGUGCACUCCGCCCGGAAUGGAAGGCACAAGGGCCGGUUAGGAACGCUCGUAUCGCGAUGUGUAAAUACUAAAUAUUUUCUAGGGAAACUCCUCGCCAGGAGCGCACGGAUAAGUCCAGACGAGUAAGCAACAAACUCGUCGAUCGCCGACGCAAGAGCUCGGAAGUAAAACAUGCGCGUAGAGAGCAUCCUGCGCUAUGUUGACACAUAGCACACGAUACGUUACGGCUGCUACGCCAGCAUGACUGCGAACGCGAGGGGACAGUAUCCGCGACUGAAAGCAACGGGCGAGCUGUCCGCGGGAACGUCUCGUGUCUCUUGUCUCGCGUCCCGCGACCCUGAUAGAUACAUCAUCCGAAACUGGGGUGCCAAUGUCCCCGCGGUCCAGACCGUCAAACAGCUCGCAGGCGGCGCUGCCGGACCUGGCCACACCCAGCGAGCAAGUCACGGUGCACGGUUGGGGCGUAGGCCGGGGAAGAGGCACCCGCAGGAACCUGCGACUGCGAGUACACCCAUGCGCAUCUGAUACAAUCUGUAUGAGAUUGAUGAUCGGUGGCCGCACUUCUGUCGAACGCCUUCUCUGCGCACAGGGCGUCCCUCUGACCUCAUCGGCCUUCUCCCCCCACGGGGACGGGACGGACCUGCCUGCGAAGGGGAAGGGGUAACUGAAGAGGAUCCGAGAGGACGACGCCGAGCGCCGAGCGGCUCGACGAAGCUGAGCGGUUGGCCACGACGCGGGAUCUUCGCUAAUGCUAAAUGGCAAUCGACGCGGGGAGAGCAGAGUAGGCUUUGAUCGACCCACGGCCGGCUUCUCUGCUCGCCCCCGUGCGUCGUUCUCCCUGCCAUCGAUUGUCGCAGCGAGCUCGAUUCCGUUUGGGCGUCCGGGACUGCACGGCCUUCUCCGAACAGAACGCGCACGCGGCCGUUUCGAGGAGUAUUCCCCGGGCGAGAAGGGCCAGCACGAUUGGCCGCUGCGUUGGAUGAGCGCAGGAGAUAGGAGUAUUACCGCGAGGUGCUAACUCGAGAUGGCCAUAUUGUGCGCGAUCGGCAACCUGGUACGUAAAGCCGGAUGCAGGGAGGCAACAUGUAGAAAGCGACAUACCAUACGCGGUGCCCUCGGCGUCGUCGAGCGAUGCAUUGCGGGUGCAGUCCCAGCGAGGUCCGACUAAGGUCAAUACGCGUCGCAGAAGCCUCGGACGUCGUACGAUAGAAGCCGGAGCAGCACGCGUUCAAGGCGUGGCGAUAGCGAGAGCCUAGGCAAGAGCAUUGGUGGCUAGGCGGCUGAUUUCACGGCGGCGAGGAAGUCGUCAUUCUAGCAAAUCUCGUGGUGACGGAACGCCCGUCGUCCAUGUUUCCUAGGAACUCGGCAGACCGAAUGCCGAGUCAACGCCACGCCAGGGUGUCCAGAAGGCGUGGAC